AUGUUGGCGACUGAUGGAGGGGUAGGGUCGGUGGCUGGUGAGAAUCGGGCCACUGGUGGCCGUAUGUUGCUACUGUGUUUGAAGCCUCAAGGGACUGCGCACUUUUCGUUUGUGCAGAGCGACUUGCUGCAGUUGUGCGCGCGGUAUGGCGCUGUCAAGUCGGUCACUCCCUUUGUCUUCCCGUCCGAACCACCGCUGGCCGGCGAGGUGCCACUGUCGGUUGCGCUGGCGCUAGUCUGCUUCUCAGAUGACAACGCGGUAUCCAACGCACUUGCGCUCCACGACACGCCCGUACCUUGCAUCGGUGUGCUCUUGGCGCAUGCUGUUACCGAAGAGAACAUUACCCAACGGAUCCGCAUGCUGUACGAGGCCAUACUGGCCGAAAGCACCCGGUACUUACCAGGGUCCCACCUCGCUGGGCCCCAUCCUGCUGAACCCCACCUCGCUGGUCCACAUCUCCCGGGACGAUCCCACGCGAUGGGAUCACCUCCUGCACACGCGUGUGCACAAAUGGUCGGCUCCAUGCAAGGAGCCACGGCUAUGCAGGGGCCAUCAGCCAUGCAACAUGCGGGUCCUUUGUUUGCCGCAGGUCCCAUCUCUACUGCCGUUCAGGCCUCGGGACAAAUGCCCGCACAAAUGCCUGGAGUGAUGCAGUACGGCGCACCGGGGAGUGGCCCGCCUGGUAGCAGCGCGCACUUCGCUGACCCGUCUCGACGAAACCAGUCGGGAGGUCCCCGCAUCGUUCCUAGGCAGGUUGGACCGAACGCGGUGGGGCCGAACAUCAUACCGGGCCCCCUACCGCACCUGAGCUCCGGUCCGCAGGGUUCUGGUCCCCAUGGUUCUGGUCCGCAGGGUUCUGGUCCGCAGGGUUCUGGUCCACCGGGUUCUGGUCCCCAGGGUUCUGGUCCCAAUCAUCUGGGCGCUGGACCAGGUUCUGGCCCUGCACGCCAGGGUCCUACGCACCCAGGUCCUAGUGGUCACCCAGGUCCUAGUGGUCACCCAGGUCCUGGGCAGCAGCAUCCGGGUCCGGGGUAUCAAGGCUCGUUGGCGCAUCAGACGGCAGGUGGUGCGAGUGAGUUUAACUACUGGGUGGCCCGGUUGGAGUUUGUGAAUCUGUUUGGCGCAGAAGGCUUCAAUGUGACCCAGGCAGUUUUGGGUCCAGAAGACUCUCAUAUCCACUUUAUCUUGCGGGGGUCGGAGAACUGUGUGUCGGUGAGUUUGAAAGGCGUUCCUGCAAACGAGGCGCCGGUUCAGGACCGGUUGCACAUGGCGAUCCAGUCUAGUGCGAAGAUGCAUUUUGACCGAGCUGUGGACAUGGCGGAGGAUUUGCUGCAAGUGAUCUGCCAGAAGUUCGUCGCCUACUGCGUCGGCCACCAGAUCCCGAUCGCUAACAACGCCGGGUUCAUACGGCACCUCUACGCAGGCACCCAGCCCCCCGACUCCGUCGAACCACCGCCACUCCGCUACCUCAGCAACCGCGAACGACCCCGCGUCUGGCUUCACGACGUCCCACCCGAACUCCUUUACAACCCCACGCAGUCAACAAACAACACCCAACAACUUCCUCAACAAACGAAGAACCGACGGAACAGAAAUAAAAGACAACCACUUCAGCGAUUCACGCCACCGGAGAAUAUCUGA
Gregarina niphandrodes is the source of this 1641-nucleotide messenger RNA. RefSeq lists its product as hypothetical. Lineage: Eukaryota; Apicomplexa; Conoidasida; Eugregarinorida; Gregarinidae. Bases 1 to 1641 code for a protein of 546 amino acids. The transcript has a single exon. The record is from RefSeq and is a predicted model, not a curated record. Gene Ontology annotation, molecular function: RNA binding.